AUGGCAAACACUAAUAAAACAGGUUCAUGGUUUGUCAGUAAUAUCUGCUUGUGUCUGAACAACACUGAUGAUGAGUCCUUGUUGAAAUUCUUCACCAUCGUUCAGAGUCGAAUGCAUGUAAAGUCACGCGAUUACAGGACCUUUGCCAACACGCCUCUAGGACAGACACCAGAGCUCAAAAUGUUUCAACAGGACAAAAAAUUCUUUAUCUCAAAAACAAAAACGACAGCAAAACCUGUUUCAAACUAUGAUGCGAAGAGGGACACGAGCAAAGUCAGAAAUGAACCAAUUUCUCCAUAUUUCUCCUGGAAAUCAGAUGAAGGACAAGAUAUCAGGGGCCGCAGAGGUUUCCUUCUAUCCGUGGUCCAAAGCAAACAAGUGCUAGAAAUGAAAAGAGUUCUUCAGAACCUAGACUUCGAAAUUAGAGACUGGAUACUGAGUGGAUCAUCGAUGGAGUUUUAUUUUAAGAUGGUUACCGAAAUGGAACCAGACGUGGGCUGCAUCAUGACCUGCAUAUUUGGACCUGUGUGUGAAAACGAACAGAAUGAGGUUUGCGUGCGCGUGCAAAAGGACAAAGAGAUUCCAAUCACGGACAUCCUACACAGUUUGGUCGGCCCAAAUAACGAUAAAUUGAUAGGAAAACCGAAAAUUCUGUUCGUUGUUAACAUGGAAGCACCACAAACGGACAAUAUCUUUGUGCACAUGAAAGAUUUACAAGUGUCUGCAACAAACCACAGUGGCUGGCUAGUAUUGAUCCUAAGAUAUGAAGAUGCAUUAGAGCAGUUGAUUGAACUCUUCGGAAACAUCAGUGAGAAAAGCCUGCAAGAACUUCUGGAGCCUCUGCUAACUCGUGAGUCCAAAAGAGAGGAUGCGGUUCUUCUCAAUUCUACAUUGCAGUAUCUCAUCCAAUUUCCUAUUUGGUCGAGAGCAUUUGUCAAACCCGAUUUCAAGGUUAAAAAGACAAAAUUAUACCGCAACCAAAUGGUUUGUUUUGAAAAUUCAACGGAACCACAUAUUGAGGAAAAGAUUGAUUUUGAAACAUUAUUAAAAAAGGUCAAACAUUUCCUCGAAAAUUCCCAAAUUUCAAGCGAUACUGGUUCUUCAUUGAUGUCAAACCCCGUCAGAGAUUUAAAUGCUGUUUCUGAAGCGAGCGAUGUUUGGAUAUUUAAUUCCAUUGCUGGGUCGGGCAAAUCAACCAUUCUUGGGGAAAUGGCGCAACAACUCUCCAAACUUGAUGGAGAGUUAAAAAUACUGCAAAUUCCACUCAAAAAGUACUAUCAGUACUUGCAAGAAAUUCCUGUGAUGAGCGUGGAUGAAAUUGGAUUCCUGGAAAAGACAACUUGCAAUUCUCAAGCAGAUAUCAAACACUGGAUUGAGAAGAGAGAACUAAUUGUUUUCCUCGACGGUUUUGACGAGGUGUGUUCUGAAUUCAGAGAAAAAAUCAUCAAAAUUCUGAUUGCAUUAAUUAAUGCAAGAGUCCCACUCUUUAUCGGGACGAGGCCUCACGAAGUGCACCACAUUCAAGAGAGGAUAAAAAACUCGACGAUAGUUGAGAUCGAACCCCUUGAUGAAGAAAAGCAAAUCGAGUUUCUGCGAAUCGUGGCGCGAAAAAAUCCAAAUGAAAUCGAAGAAUUGAGGAAAAUCUUCAAAGACCAAGGUAUUCUGGGAAAUCCGCUCUAUCUCACCUUGUUGGCCGAGUACACCGGUGAUGGAAACUUGUACAAAAUCUUUGAAAAUAUAGUGCGGUGCAAAGUGGAAAUUGGUUUGAAGAGAGAAAAUGGAGGAAAAGAUGUCGGAGAGGAGACGAUUGACAAAUUAUUGAAGCUCAAUCAAUUUGUGGCCUCUCGUUUUGUAACAGGAGUGAAUAAGAUCGACGACGACAGUGUUACACAGGAAGAAUUGGAAAAGAUGAACGCCGUUGGAGUUGUUACAUAUUCCAAGAACAGCUUAGUUUUCCCUCACCAAAUGUUUGCGGAAUUUCUUACCGCACAAAAGUUCGUAUACGAUUUAAAAAAUCCAGGCAAUGAAAAGGUGCCCUUGUUCAACGAUGAUUUGAUGCAGUGCAGAAAGUUCGUAGACCUCUUCUUUUCUACGAAGAUUGGAAUAGACGCAUCCUACGCAGAGGCUUUUAAGGAUUUUGCGGAAUUGAACGACCCUUUGGAAUUAGUCAAGAUAAUUUGUCGAGAGAAUUUGAUACAAAUGUUCCUGAUGCUCAACCUCGAUCUCUCAUUAAAAGAUGAAGACGGCAAAAACGCUUUGCACUUCGCACUGCGGCACCUGGAAAUGGUCAAGAUGGUUCACGAAAGGAACAGCAAUCUAGCGACCGAAACAACCAACAAUGGAGAGAGCUGUCUCCACCUGGCGAUUGAUGACGAGAAAUGUAGCGAGGAAGUGGCUAUUUGGCUCAUGCAAAACACCCAAGUGGACAAAAACGCUGAAACCAAAACUAAAAACACACCACUUCUCCUUGCAGGUGCAAGAAAAAAAUGGGAAGUGGUACAAAGUCUUGUGUUCACUAAUGUUGAACUAAACAAAUUUUGUCCAGAUGGAAAAUCAAUUUUGUACUAUGCCAUCCUAUCAAACAAGUUAGGCUUGGUAAAAGAACUUAUUGAUAGAGGCUCGAGCAUCAGUCUUAAGGAUCAAAAUGGAGACACAGCCCUUCAUCUUGCUGCUAGGGCUAAUACAAACCCUGAAAUUGUAAAAAUUUUGCUUAAAAAUGGUGCCGAAGUAAACGCAGAAAACAAUGAUAAAUGGACCGCACUGCAUUGCGCCGCAAGAUACAACCCAGUUUCAGAAAUCGUCCAAAUGCUGCUCGAAAACGGUGCCGACAUUCAUUCACGAAACAAAGAUGGUCAUACAGCCCAUCACCUAGCAGCUAGGUCGAAUACAAACCCUGAAAUUGUUAAAAUUUUGCUUGAAAAUGGUGUGCCAAAGUAAACUAACAACAUAGUGAAAUAAACCGCACUGCAUUUGGCCGCUAGAUUUAUCCCAGCUUCAGAAAUAAUCCAAACGUUCCUUCACUUGUUAAAAUUUCAUAAACUUCAUCUAGCUUUUUGGUAUAUAAUACAAACUUUUAAGUAACGAAAAUUUUGCAUGCAAAGUGAAUGCACAAGACAAUAAUAUAUGGACCACAGUGCAUUUUACGCCAGUAGAAUUUACCCAUCUCCAAAAGAGGCUAUUUAGCCGCUUGAGAAAGGCGCCAUGAUAAAUGAAAAAACUUUUAAUGGGUAGACUGCUUUAUUUCUCGCAGUUAUAACCUUAAUAUUCAGAAAAAUGUGGUUCAAAUUGCGGGAACUCUCUCCCAUGGACACGCGCGUUACAAAAUACUGCUCGACCAUGGUGCCAUAGUAAAUAAAAUACGGUUAAGAAUGAAAAAGAGUGAAGUUCUUAAAAGAUUAGAAAAAAAUGACUCUGACCUUUUGUCUUUAGUGAUCUAAUAGGUUGUUGCUUAUUUUGCUUGUAAAAAUCUGCUUAUAGUAAAUAAACCAGUCAAAUUGAAUGGAAGAAUAUCGAUAUUACGCCGCACACUAGCAGAGUCGAGACUCUUUGUUGUUCUGCUAUCCACAUCAGAAUCACAUGAGACUAAAAUUUUUACGAAUGUAAUUAACUAUACAUAUGUAUAAUAAAUAAUACAGUAGCUUUUCAAGUGUAAAAAUGAAAUCCAUUUAUGUAUCAUACAACCAAUUAUUAUGAGUGUAUAGAAAUAAGAAAUAAACAUUAACUGUGACCUUUUGGAAGAACUAUAAAAUACUUUUUAGUAAUAAAUGAGUUAUCUUUUGUUUAAUUUUUAGUGUCGAUGUAUUAAAUUAAUGACACAUGCAAAUAUUUGGGACGAAUGGAA
Molecule: messenger RNA, 3841 nt
Organism: Cloeon dipterum
Lineage: Eukaryota; Metazoa; Arthropoda; Insecta; Ephemeroptera; Baetidae
Exons: 5
Coding region: 1-2937 (978 amino acids)
Molecular function (GO): protein binding
Source: RefSeq, a predicted model, not a curated record